Messenger RNA from Mirounga angustirostris (Northern elephant seal), 2266 nucleotides. It is a transcript of the gene NRN1L, whose product is annotated as neuritin 1 like. The record is from RefSeq and is a predicted model, not a curated record. NCBI's taxonomy places the organism in Eukaryota, Metazoa, Chordata, Mammalia, Carnivora, Phocidae. Gene Ontology annotation, cellular component: plasma membrane. The transcript has 2 exons. Gene Ontology annotation, biological process: neuron projection extension; nervous system development. Bases 1076 to 1549 code for a protein of 157 amino acids.
AUCCCCUCUCCAUCUCUGAGACAAGGGCCCUGGGGUCAGCUCUGCAGUUGCCUGUGUCCCCAGCUCUUCUCUCUGGGGUCCCUGCCCUCCUUCCCGGUCUGGGUACUGGGGCGGGGCCGCCAGCUGGCCUUGGGCCCCGCCCCCGGCUCCCAUCCAAUCACAAUCCCUUCUUCCGGGGGCUGGGCCGAAGGGCUGAGCUUCCAAGCUGCUUCCAAGCUGCUAGCUCCAGCACUAGGCUCCCAGCCGGGGAUGAUGCGGGGAUGAUGCACAGCUAUUGCUCCUGUCAGCACUGCCAGAGACUGCCCCGACCUUCCGGUGUGCUGGGGCUGUUGCUGCUAUUGCUACCACUUGGUGAGUGCGGGAGUGCUGGACCCAGCUUAGCGGCUGGGCGGCACACCCUCUUCCCGGUCUAGGUAUAGGGCGUGUGAGAGCUGAGGCCCAGCCUUCCUGAACCCUGGGAACCAGGCUGGAGAGGAGGUGCGAGGGCUUCAGGGAGCGGAUUAUACGUGCCAGUGGCUUCAGGAUGCAAAAUGGGCAUGAACUGACACCUAGUCAAGGGGAAAGGACCCCAAAAUUCCACAUUGCCCAUUCUGGUAAAGGGAGACCUAGGCUCUUGUGAGACCCCCUAGACCAGCUGUGGGACCCCUGAGGCCCUCUCUUAGGGUCUGACCUGGAUUCUGGCCCCACCUAUCCUGCUCUACCUGGCUGAGAACACCUGUCUUUGGGGAUGGGGUGGGAUGGCCAAGUAAGCUAGUCCAGCCUUCAGGACAGUUAAGGGAGCCCAUAGCCCUGGACCCUGCCCCUCUUCUGUGUCCUGACUCCUUCACUUGGACCAUCCUCACCUGAUCUGUCACCCUAGAAGCUCAGAGAAAGAGCCAACCCCUUGGGACAAGACACCUCCUUCCCCCUGCUCUCCACAUAUCCUGUCCGGGUUGUGCCCAGAGGGGAGCCAGUGCAGGUGGAUCCCCAGACAUGCCCGUUGGUUCCCGUGGGUGCCUCUGUUUCACGCCUCUGUUUCACGCUGAGUCACGUCCCCCAAGCAUACCAAGGUAAACAAGCCCCCAGGGGCUUGGCCAUGAAGGGGGGCGGGGCGGCUCGUCCUAUCAAACAUUCUCCACCCCCACCCCUAGUCCUUGCAUCUCCCCUGGCAGCAGCUGCAACGGGCCGAGGGGACUGUGACACCAUAUACCAGGGCUUCGCGGAGUGUCUCAUCCGCUUGGGGGACGGCAUGGGUCUUGGAGGCGAGCUGGAGACUGUCUGCAGGUCUUGGAAUGACUUCCACAUCUGUGCCUCCCGAGUCCUGUUGCACUGCCCAGAGGAGGCCACCGCUGUGUGGGAGUCACUACAGCAAGAAGCUCGCCGGGCCGCACACCCGGAUAACUUGCAUGCUCUGUGCGGCACCCCUGUGCGUAUUAGGGAGCAUGGCACAGGCCCUGAGACCAACCAGGAGACGCUGCAGGCAAGAGCAUCUGCACCCACCCCCACCCCGACACCCCCGCUGCUGGCGGCUGCUCUGGCGCUCGCCUGCCUCCUGGGGCCUCUGGCCUAGCCAGUCUGGUGGAGUAGCAGCACCCCUGCCUCCUACCGGGGCUCUGCAGAGUGCUCUUGGCUUUCAUUAAAGGUAUUUAUGUUUGUACUAAGCUCUUUCCUUUCUUCUGGCCAGAGCCAGCCCCGCUUGGUCGGGGCGGAGCCUCCAGAAGCUGAUCCCCAGGGAUGGAUGGGCGGGGCCCAUGGCCACCACAGGGGACUCAAUCUUUCUACUUACAGACACUCAUUUCCCAGGGCUGGCUGUGCAGUUUUCCAUUGUGUGUAGGUUCCAGGAGCUCUGGUGGUGACCCGAAAUCUUCCGGAAUGCACAGCCUUCCUCUGUUCUCCUGGGCUGGCAUUUCUACCUCCUGCCUGCCCCUCCUAUUCUGGCCCCAUGGGCAUGUGAGGGGGUGAAGUGUCCCACCCCACCCCCACCCCCCUUGAGCCAGUUCACCACCAUCCCCAGGUUCGUUCUGGCCUCCACGUUCCUGCCAUCUCUGCUAACUACCAUCUUGGCCUUCAAGACAGAUUAAGUGCUGGGCGCCUGGGUGGCUCAGUUGGUUAAGCGACUGCCUUCGGCUCAGGUCAUGAUCCCGGAGUCCCAGGAUCGAGUCCCGCAUCGGGCUCCCUGCUCAGCAGGGAGUCUGCUUCUCCCUCUAACCCUUCCCCCUCUUGCGCGCUCUCUCUCACUCUCUCUCUCUAAUAAAUAAAUUAAAAAAAAAAAAUCUUUAAAAAAAAA